Puccinia triticina is the source of this 1314-nucleotide messenger RNA. RefSeq lists its product as uncharacterized. The coding region runs from base 1 to 1314 and encodes 437 amino acids. The transcript is spliced from 3 exons. The record is from RefSeq and is a predicted model, not a curated record. NCBI's taxonomy places the organism in Eukaryota, Fungi, Basidiomycota, Pucciniomycetes, Pucciniales, Pucciniaceae.
AUGACUCUGGAGUGGCCACGGUUAAUGUGCCUUGGCAUGUUACUUCACUACAAUCUUAAUCUUACAUUUUCAGCCCCACCCUGCAUUCCCGACAGGCAUCAAGCUGAUGUGUUCAAAGGCUUGGCACCUUUGAAAUCCCAGCCUGCAAAAUCACGAAGGCUUGCUCAGGAGUUUGAUAUAACCUUUACAAAUCCAAAUUCCCUCCCUUCCUAUUUGUAUGAUGAUCAUUUUCAUUCACAUGACGAGUUUUUAUUUCCACACGAGCUCUUUGUAGGCGAUAUGUUUGAAUCCGAUGGCUGGAAGGAACAAGCGCUGUCCGAACCUUGGGAAGAAGGACCCGGAAUUAUUGUGUCACCAUCAGGAGAAAGGGGUAUUUCUAUGAUUGGCGAUGAUGACAAUGGAUACGAUGAACCGGUUGAAGGGGCCGCCAGUCAGGAUGAAAACUCAGAUUUCAUCCUGGGGAAAAACUCGAGAGCCAAAUCAACAGGGGAAGUUGAUUAUCCUCUAAUCCAAGCGCCCAAGAAGUCCCAACGGGUCCUAACGGAAAAUUGGCAUCAGUUGGCGGACUUGGGCAGGCGUGAUAUCUCAAAGAUUUAUAGAAUUGCACUGAGGAAAAUUAAGAUCCAAGAUAUUAAAGAUGAAGCAAUUACUGAAAAGUACAAGAAACGCAUUAAAGGCAAAUUGGACAAGAUGGCAAGACACACGUUUGGAUCGGAAAUCUUAAAAAACUUACCAAUCAAAAUUGGAAAGAUUAAACAAUUUGCUGGGAGUAACAUGUACAAUGUCCAGAUAAGACCUAUGAAGAAGGGCAGUUCAACAGUAACAAGAAGAAACCCUCACAAAAUCUUCAACAUUAUUGAUGUUGUUAGCUAUUACCACAAUUUAGCCAUGCUAGGUGGACUUGAUCAAGUGAUGUUUGGGAUGGAAGGCAGUGCACAUCAAUAUUUAAUCAGAUGGAUUUUCAGGAUUUUGUUCAGAGGGAAUUCAGAUAGUUGGCCAAUAAUUGGCCAAAUCAAAGUUGCAUACCCACUCCAAGCUCCUGAAAAAUUCUUCCAGAGCAAGCCUCAGAGAUUUCUUUUGAAACUACUAACUGAGGACAAGUUGAUUGGCAAGAUAAAUGGCUUCAAGGUUGCAGUCCAAUUGAUGGGCCAUUGGUAUGAAGACUUUGCUUCUCAAGUCAGCCGCGAAAAUGUCAAUUUUUCAAUAAGCACUCCUCUUUUUCCAUCCAGAACCAGCUUUGACAUGGAGUUUUAUGAAAGAGAAAUUGUGAAGGCAGUAAAAAAAGUUGUAGGAGAACAAGUAUUCCACAAAUGA